AUGGCAUCAAAAGUUAUCAAAAUUGGCCUAACCUUGGCAUUAGUGAGCAUGCUCUGGACAGGGGUCAUGGCUCAUUCAAGCUGCACCAGUGUGCUCAUUGGGAUGGCACCAUGCCUAAAUUUUGUGACAGGAAGCUCCUCAACCCCGACUGCUUCAUGCUGCUCUCAACUUGCUAGUGUGGUUCAGUCACAACCAUGGUGUCUUUGCAUGAUACUAAAUGGUGGUGGUCAAUCACUGGGAGUUACUAUAAACGAGACCCUUGCUUUGGCACUCCCCGGGGCUUGCAACGUCCAAACUCCACCUGUUAGCAAAUGCAAUGUGGGUUCUCCAGAAGGGUCACCAGGUGACUCUACGGAUCCAAGUGGCUCAGGUGCAACAGGAGGGUCCAAGACCACAACCGGAACUUCUGGUGGGAACAUCAUAAAAAUGUCUCUUCAGCUUGUCGUUGGGUUCCUGUUCGUGGCUUCAUUUGCUUCAUUCAGCGGCUUCUGAGUUAUGACUGAAGUGUUUCUGAGCUUGUCUUAUUUAUACCUAUUUGAGAUCGUGCUUGUGUGUUGCUUGUUUAAGUUUGGUUUACUCUCUAUAUAAGUUUGUAAGGAAUGCUCAAUUCCAAUAGUUCAUAUACCUUCUGGUCAAUUUCUCUAUUGUCUAAUGAUCAAUAUAGUAAGACUUGUCGAAUUUCAUAUUAAUAUAACACAAAGCUUUUUGGCUCAUCAUUUACUUGGUGAAUUGCAACAAAAUGAAACCUCUCUUCUCUAUAA
Molecule: messenger RNA, 761 nt
Organism: Tripterygium wilfordii
Lineage: Eukaryota; Viridiplantae; Streptophyta; Magnoliopsida; Celastrales; Celastraceae
Product: non-specific lipid transfer protein GPI-anchored 19-like
Exons: 3
Coding region: 1-492 (163 amino acids)
Biological process (GO): lipid transport
Molecular function (GO): lipid binding
Source: RefSeq, a predicted model, not a curated record